AACUACAAUACCCUGACAACGAUUCAUACUACCAAGAGAGUUAUACUGCUGUUACGAGUACCUCCAAUGACCAGACAGGUCUCACCUUGACCGCGGCAUCGGCCACCCACCCUCCCUCCUCUCCUCAACUUCCGUCCAACAUAUUCUGGGCCUGCGCAGACAUCACCCUAACCCUAACCAACACCAUGUCGUACGGCGGCCCCGGCGCCCGCUCUUCAAGCGCAUACAAUCCAGGCUCAAGCUCCUCGUCUACUUCUGCAUCCACAUCACAUCUCCAAGCACGAAUUUCUCAAAAACGGGCGGAACUGGCACAUCUACAAUCAUUGCGCGAUUCCAGUGCAACCCUUGCCUCGCAACUGUCUGUACUCGAGACGAAACUGUCAACGCUCAAAGACGGCGCUCAGAGUGUAGCACUGGUCCUGGCGAACUGGGACAAUGUCCUUCGAGCGAUCGGAAUGGCUGCUUCCCAAGUCCCUCAACCCACGGCCACAAGUGAUCCUGGACAGGAAGAAGAAGGACCUCGAGACGAUGACGAAACAGUUGAUCAGAAUAAAGUCAAGAACAAGCAGUCCGAGAAGAAUACCAAAGACUCAAAGUUGCCCUCCUUGCCUGUCCCGCUGGUUAGGAUACCAGUGCAACGGCCGGACGGCGACGGGGGCUGAGAGAGACAACAGCAUCCAGCCUUUCGUCAUUUCCCG
Molecule: messenger RNA, 698 nt
Organism: Exophiala mesophila
Lineage: Eukaryota; Fungi; Ascomycota; Eurotiomycetes; Chaetothyriales; Herpotrichiellaceae
Exons: 2
Coding region: 186-662 (158 amino acids)
Biological process (GO): attachment of spindle microtubules to kinetochore; mitotic cell cycle
Cellular component (GO): mitotic spindle midzone; mitotic spindle; mitotic spindle pole body
Source: RefSeq, a predicted model, not a curated record